Messenger RNA from Metarhizium album ARSEF 1941, 372 nucleotides. Its product is annotated as putative protein family UPF0642. The coding region runs from base 1 to 372 and encodes 123 amino acids. The record is from RefSeq and is a predicted model, not a curated record. NCBI's taxonomy places the organism in Eukaryota, Fungi, Ascomycota, Sordariomycetes, Hypocreales, Clavicipitaceae. The transcript has 3 exons. Gene Ontology annotation, cellular component: preribosome, large subunit precursor.
AUGGCCAAGAGUUCGAGAUCAAGUUCGAGGAAGGAGAACAACCGGCGCAAGGCUGCCAGUGUUUUCAGCCCAGCUGAGGUUGCUCGAAACGAGCGCCUGUCCACGAAGCUCUUGGAGUUGGCGAGACAACCCAAGCCCGAGUCCUCAGAUGCGAACAUGGACACCAACGCAGCCGACGACGUGGUUGAAGACAUUGACAGCGCCCAGCCUGGCAAUGACAUCGCUGGCUCAGUUAUGGAAGUAGACUCCAAGCCUCCAAAGUUGCGCAUUGGGAAGAAGCGCAUCGACAAGAGGAGACAGAAGAAGUCGGGUAUUGUCUUUGCCAGAUACAGUGACAGGCUGGCCAAGAAAAAGAAGAAGGGCAGCCGAUAA